Messenger RNA from Cornus florida, 3574 nucleotides. Its product is annotated as DNA topoisomerase 1-like. Lineage: Eukaryota; Viridiplantae; Streptophyta; Magnoliopsida; Cornales; Cornaceae. Bases 404 to 3250 code for a protein of 948 amino acids. Gene Ontology annotation, biological process: DNA topological change; DNA replication; chromosome segregation. The record is from RefSeq and is a predicted model, not a curated record. Gene Ontology annotation, cellular component: nucleolus; chromosome. The transcript has 16 exons. Gene Ontology annotation, molecular function: DNA topoisomerase type I (single strand cut, ATP-independent) activity; DNA binding.
CGAAGAUUCCCAAACAGGCCCUUAACCACAAAAUCGUUCGAGGGUCCGUCCGGGUCUGGGCUUUGUACCUGAAGUGUCAACAGCGUAGCCGGUCUCCGCUCGGGUCUGGUCUGGUUUGGCGUCGGGAACCAGAAAACAAGAAAGAUACUGCGCCUAAGACCUAUCUAUCAUCUAUUCCUUCUUGUGGGUUGGGUUUAUUUGGUAUGCACUUCCUCAGCUCAUCGUAGGCUCUACCCUCUCUCUCUCUCUCUCUACCACCACCAUCAUCGUCCCCUUCUUUCCACCUGCGUUUCAAGGUACCUCAAAUUCAGAUUCUCUCUCUUCCCCUCACGGAUCCUACUCAUCCUCUCUCUCUUGGUGAAAUUUAUCCGAUAUACACAUUGACACGGUACAUAUCUGGAUAAUGGCUGUUCAGGCUUGUGUCAAACCAAAAAUGGUGGAUGACUAUGAUGAAGAGGAUGAUGAGCCCCUAGUUUUUCGACGGACAUCAAAGCAAAAUAAACUCAGCUCAGAAACAAAAAAGUCAUCAUCGCAAAAGAGUGAUGGACAAUCAGGGAGGCAGGUCCCCGGUGUAGUUUCUCCCAAUGGUCGAAGCUUAAGUGCUCAAAAGGGUAAGACUGUUUCGUCUGCCAGGACAUCACCAGCAAAAUCACCUAUAGUAAGCCCAAAUGCAUCCACUUCAUCUGCCAAGGCAUCGGUGGGAAAUUCACCAGUAGCAAAUUCAAAAGCAUCAAUGACAGAUGACCAGUCAAAACAUUCAUCUAAACAGAAUACAAGCACUGUUGUUAAGGAGGAGAAGCAAUUGAUUAAACCUGCUGCUCGGUCACAUGAUGAUUCCGAAGAUUCUGAAGAUGAUAAACCCCUGAGCACUAGACUUACUGUUGGAUCAUCAAAGGUGAACUCCAACAAUCGUAACAGAGGACCUGGAAAUUCUGGUUUGGUUUCACCACCAUCUCAGAAACCAGGAGUCAGUAAAUAUUCUGAAGAUGAUAAACCCAUAGGUGCUAGAUCCACUGUUGGAUCAUCAAAGGGAAACUCCAACCAUCGUAACAGUGGUCCUGGAAAUUCUGGUUUGGUUUCACCACCAUCUCAGAAACCAGGAGUCAAUAAAUAUUCUGACGAUUCGGAUGAUGAAGUUCUUUUGUCAUCAAAGUUCCAAUUGAAGUCCAAUGCAGGGGCAUCUACUAGUAAUUUUUACGAUUCUGACGAAGAUAAACCUUUGGCAUCAAAACUUCAGCAAAAUGGUUCCAUCACAAGGGAUAAUCAACCUAGAAAACCUUCUACAGUGGUCAAUAAGAGACCUCUAAGUGAGAUCAAAUCUUCUAGUCAGAGUUCAGUUAAAAAAACGAAGCUUUCAUAUGUAUCUACAUCAAUUAGUAGUAAGCAAGCAUCUGUGAAAGUAGAACUAAAGGCAGAAGUUGAUGAUGAUGAUAUUCCAAUAUCUCAGAGAAUUAAAAAGGCAGCUGCAUCAGGUAAUAAAUCAUCAUCUGCAAGACAAAAAGAAACAAAAGUUGCUACUUCAAUCAAAAAAAAGAUUAAGAAGCCUAACAAAGUUAUGAAAAACUCAAAAUACUCAAAGUCAUCGAAAUUGCCUCCUAGCUCUGGUGAAGGGCAGAAAUGGAUUACCCUAGUUCACAAUGGAGUCAUUUUCCCGCCUCCAUACAAGCCUCAUGGGGUCAAGAUGCUCUACAAAGGGAAGCCAGUUGAUUUGACUCCUGAACAAGAGGAGGUUGCAACAAUGUUUGCAGUGAUGUUAGAUACUGAUUAUAUGAACAAACCUAAAUUCAAAGAGAAUUUCAUGACUGACUGGAGAAAGAUACUUGGGAAGAACCAUGUAAUUCAGAAGUUGGAUGACUGCAAUUUCACCCCAAUAUAUGAAUGGCAUCAAAAGGAAAAGGAGAAGAAGAAACAAAUGACUACUGAUGAGAAGAAGGCCUUGAAAGAAGAUAAAUUGAAACAAGAGGAGAAGUAUAUGUGGGCUAUCGUCGAUGGUGUCAAAGAGAAGGUUGGAAACUUCAGAGUUGAACCACCCGGAUUGUUCCGAGGCCGUGGAGAGCAUCCAAAGAUGGGAAAGUUAAAAAGACGUAUCCGUCCAAGUGACAUUACUAUUAAUAUUGGAAAGAAUGCCCCAAUUCCGGAAUGUCCUAUCCCUGGUGAAAGCUGGAAAGAAAUAAGGCAUGACAAUACAGUUACGUGGUUAGCUUUUUGGAAUGAUCCAAUCAAUCCAAAGGAAUUCAAAUACGUGUUCUUGGCUGCUAGCAGUUCCUUGAAGGGGCAAAGUGACAAGGAGAAAUAUGAGAAAGCAAGAAUGUUGAAGGACUACAUAGGAGGCAUCAGAGCAGCAUACACCAAAGACUUUGCAAGUAAGGAUAUCACGAAGCGGCAAAUUGCGGUUGCUACUUACCUUAUUGAUAAAUUAGCUCUCAGAGCAGGCAAUGAGAAGGAUGAUGAUGAAGCUGAUACCGUUGGUUGCUGUACGUUGAAAGUAGAAAAUGUAGAACCAAGUCCUCCAAAUAUUUUGAAGUUUGACUUCCUUGGUAAAGACUCAAUUAGAUACCAAAAUGAGGUUGAAGUCGAACUUCCUGUGUUCAAGGCUAUUCAACAGUUCCGAACUGGCAAAAAAGGCGGUGAUGAUCUUUUUGACAAGCUGGAUACCAGUAAACUGAAUGCUCAUCUAAAGGAACUGAUGCCUGGCCUCACGGCGAAAGUUUUCCGUACUUAUAAUGCAUCUAUCACAUUGGAUGAGAUGGUAAGCAGUGAAACAAAUGGUGGAGAUGUUGCUGAGAAAGUUGUACUUUAUCAGCAUGCAAACAAGGAGGUUGCAAUCAUUUGUAAUCAUCAACGUAGUGUCUCGAAGUCUCAUUCUGCACAAAUGACGAGGUUGAAUGAGAAGAUAGACGAACUAAAGGGCAUACUGGAUGAGUUGCAAACAGAUUUGGCUCGGGCAAAGAAAGGGAAGCCUCCAUUGAAGAACGCUGAUGGGAAGCCAAAGAAGAACUUGACCCCUGAAGCGUUAGAGAGGAAGAUAGCUCAAAACAACACAAAGAUUGAAAAAAUGGAGCGGGAUAAGGAGACCAAAGAGAAUCUGAAAACUGUGGCAUUGGGCACAUCAAAGAUCAACUACCUUGAUCCUAGAAUCACAGUUGCAUGGUGCAAGCGACAUGAAGUUCCCAUUGAGAAGAUAUUCAACAAGUCACUUUUGGCGAAGUUUGCAUGGGCAAUGGACAUUGAACCCGAGUUCAGAUUCUGAUGUUUUUUUUAUUAUUUUAUUAUUUUUUAUAGUUGUACUAGCACAGGCCCCCCCUCCCCCUCCCCCUCUUUCUUCUGCUGAGGAUAAUUCUAUUUUCUUUUUUAGUUCUGUUCCAGCGGGAAGUUCAUGUUGUAUUAGACAUUUCAAUCAAAUUAUUGGGUGAGUUGGCCCCUCCUGCCUGCCUCACAUAUUUCACAGUUGCCUCUUGCUAAGCAGCUGCAACAAGAAUUGUCUGCUGAAACUCUUUUGAGAUUUUCAGAUGUGUAUUACUAACAUUUUAAUGAGUUGACAGUAUUUCAUGAAUUGGACAUUAUGUUGUUGAUA